AUGUCGCGCAAAAACGAUGCCCUCUGGGGAAAAGCAACGCUGCUUCCAUCGCUCCCGUUGGAGAUAUGGCUGCUCAUAUGUGAAUUCUUGGGCCUGGAAGACCUCUGUGCCAUGAUUAUGACCUGCAGCUACAUGAAAACUGCUCUCAACUCCAUAUUAUACAAACGCGCAAUCAUUACUGGUGUGCAUAAGCCGAUGUUUCUAUACGCGGCCAUUUGGGGCAGGGCUACUGCUAUAUCCAAAUUCUUGAAGGAAGGGGUUUCAAUGUCGGAAUUUGACAGCCACAAAUACGGAUGGCUUCUCGAAGAUUAUCACGAUCUAAUCGAUACCAAAAGGCGCACUCCAAGGCUGGACCCGGACGUUCAUCCACUAUUUGCUGCUGCAUAUUUUGGUCAGGCUGAUGUCGUGAGGACCAUGCUCACGGAAGGCAAUGCGAACGUUGACUUCACGGAUGACUCUGGAAGGACUGCGUUGGUUUAUACGGCCAGGAGUGGUAAUAUUGACGUAGCCAAAAUUCUACUGGAGCAUGGUGCAAAACUUAUGGAAAACGCUCAAGCUAGGACUCAAAACGAAUAUUCACCACUUACAUAUGCAGCAGGAACUGGCAGCACAGAGGUAUUUGAGCUGAUUUAUUCAGAGCUCCAGCGUCGUUCUACUUCAGAAAAGACUAUUUUGAAUCAGUGUGAACAAGCCUGUGCUCUAGCAUGUCAAUAUGGGAGAACCGAUAUAGUCGAAUUUUUCCUUCUGAAAGGCACUGUCAGGGUUAAUUCUUAUAUUGGAGAUAAAGGCUCUCUACUUUACCGUGCGUCUAUAACGGCAAAUUCCAAAAUGAUAAGACUAUUAGUGAGGUAUGGGGCAAAAAUGGAAAAUGAACUGGAUACUGGUUUGGUGUCUGUGUUUAAAUCUUUCCCAUUACCAAAAGCAACUGAUGUUGCUACCCAACUUUUGAAGUUGGGUUGUAACGUUGCAAAUGGCAAUCGCCAUGCCUGUGGUUUAUGGCGUAUAGCCAGAGGAUAUAGGGGGGAGCAGAAGCCUGAACUCAAACUGAUUGAACUCCUCCGAGAAAAGGGAUUCAAUAAGGAUAAUUGCCAGGAUGGAUGUUGGGGAAAAGGAGGAAAAGGCAGAUAUCGCUUUAAAUGGGAAGACAUGUUCAGCGAGAGAUUCUUCGACUAUAUCAAGGGAGGUAAUAAUGCAUAG
Molecule: messenger RNA, 1197 nt
Organism: Talaromyces rugulosus
Lineage: Eukaryota; Fungi; Ascomycota; Eurotiomycetes; Eurotiales; Trichocomaceae
Exons: 1
Coding region: 1-1197 (398 amino acids)
Molecular function (GO): protein binding
Source: RefSeq, a predicted model, not a curated record